GCGCGUAGCUUAGCCACGGCUCUUUAAAUGUGUGUGUAUGCACAUGUGUAUGAUAGUACUGUGUCGCCUGCCUGCGUUGGCUUGCGCGCUCAUAUGGCCCCAUAUGGUGGUAUUAUUUCGCUCACAUGUAUCGGCUGCUGUAUGAGGAGAAGUGGGAGGAGAAGAAUGAAUAUGAAUGAUCAGCUGAUGGGUUUUGUUGGGGUUAAAGCUUAUGCAGACGGAAUGAGAAAUGUACUUACUGCGAUCCCGAUCCUGGCGAUUGUUAUACCGGCACGAUACUGCGUAGACCAUCCGAGUGUUGUGCGGCUGGCGUGUUAGGAUUGCAAUAUAAUGCAUUGAGAUGGAUUGCAUGAUAGCUUGAUAUUUUUUUAUGUGUACUUUUUUUGCCCUUUGGAGCAAGCAAGUACAAUUGUGCACACUUUCUCCGUAGAAUUAGUCAAUUCUUUGGCACGCAUGGAAAUGUUACGGAAGGAGCAUUGGGCACAAAACGCGCACUGGUAUGGCACACAAGGCACACUUGAUAUUUUUUUAAUGUGUGUUUUUUUGCCCUUUGGAACAAGCAAGUACAAUUGUGCACCCUUUUUCCUUAGAAUUUGUCCAUUCUUUGGCACGCAUGGAAAUGUUACGGAAGGAGCUUUCGGCACAAAACGCGCACUGGUGGGCACACAACGCACACGCAUUUUUCGUGGAAUUAUUCAUUGAUCUGCACCGAGCACAAGGGAAGAAGGGAUGGGGUGGCGAGAAAGGUUUGUUGUGCGCGUCGAUGGAAAACAGGGCACACUUGUUUUUCCUCGAAUUAGUCCAUUCAUUGAUGCAUACGCUUUGCAAUAAAGCGAUCCCUGCGUUUGGUGCUGCAUUGUGGAGCAAAAUUUUCGCCGAAUUUUUCAUUCAGCUGUCCACACGUGUUUAGGGUUUGGGGAUAAAAGACAUUAGUUCCCUGAUCUUAGUGUCCGUUCAUUAACGAUUUGACUCUCGAGCAGUGCAGUCCUACGUGCAGUCGACAGUGGGGAAAAUUUUUCAAGUGUGUCAUUUUUUUGCCAACAACAAGCAGAUCCCAAAAUGUCUAAGGACCUAGACCCGGACUUCUGCAAUUUAUCAGCAACACCACCAUCAUCCCUCGAAGAUUCUCCCACUUCAACUGCUGUACCUCCCGAGAAACGCAAAAAAAUUGUUUUCAUUCAACCAGGACAACCCUGUACAUCCGUGCCUAUAUCGAUCCCAGCUACUUCCACCCGCAUACCACAAAUCACACGCACAAUAGAACCACGAGCAUCAUCGUCAAAUGAACCAACCGUGCCUACCAAGCAAUCGAAACUUAUAUUAGCUAGAACUAUACCCACCACAUCCGUGCCGCAGCGAAAAUUAUCCACGCAACCUCGUAUCACAACAAAAGUUCCGGAAAAAUCAUCCCUUCCUCUACCGAUGAAUGUUGCGCAGCAUACACAUAAAAAAGUAAUAUUGGUAGGGAGAAAAGUGCCCACCAAAUCAUCGCUAGGAAUCCAGCAAACCACUACAGCCAUACCCUCCGUGCAGCAACCAUCUUCACGUAAUCCUAAUCAGCCAACAAGAAAAGUGCCAGAGCGAUUCGUGUACCAACCACUGAAACAGCAACCAACAUCGGCCCUGAAAAAAGUACCCCCAACAACAUCCUUACCUGUGCAGCCAACCACUCUCACAUCUACCGUAGUGCAACCACGAGCAAUGCCACAGCCGACCAAGCCACUUCCAACAGAACCACUUCCGCCAGAACCACUUCCGACAGAGCCACUUCCGGCAGAGCCACAACCACCCACGAUUAACAGCAAGCUCGAUGCAAUAAUGCGACAGCUAGAUGGACUGCAAAUGUCGGUGGAAAAUUUAGAUAAACGCUCCAGGCGGAUUGAAAAAUCAGUGGGGCUGGUUCAGGUAACGACCGACCAGGUGAAAAAUUGUGUUUGCAAUAGAGUACUCCAAGCCCAUCAGGAAGAAGAAUUUGAGUUUGAACUACUGAAUAAUGUGGAAGAAUUAAAAGAAUUUAAUGAAAAGCUGUCUGAUCCCCAGUACGAGGUUAAAAUAUUUACAUGGGCGAACGGGCGCAUUGCCAGCGAAGCUCCCGAGACGAGGAUGCAGGAAGCAUUGAACUUUUGUUCACGAAGGAGCUUCUCGCGCAAUGCAGCUGGACUGGUGGUGGCAGACCAGUAA
Messenger RNA from Anopheles arabiensis, 2181 nucleotides. Its product is annotated as proteoglycan 4-like. NCBI's taxonomy places the organism in Eukaryota, Metazoa, Arthropoda, Insecta, Diptera, Culicidae. The transcript has 2 exons. The record is from RefSeq and is a predicted model, not a curated record. The coding region runs from base 1060 to 2181 and encodes 373 amino acids.